Molecule: messenger RNA, 643 nt
Organism: Harpegnathos saltator (Jerdon's jumping ant)
Lineage: Eukaryota; Metazoa; Arthropoda; Insecta; Hymenoptera; Formicidae
Gene: RpS15
Product: ribosomal protein S15
Exons: 3
Coding region: 165-608 (147 amino acids)
Biological process (GO): ribosomal small subunit assembly; translation
Cellular component (GO): ribosome; cytosolic small ribosomal subunit
Molecular function (GO): RNA binding; structural constituent of ribosome
Source: RefSeq, a predicted model, not a curated record
AGUAUUUUCAUCCAGCAAGCAAUCCAGCACGAAAACAAGCACCGUGUGCCACUGGCUUUAAUUGUGACUCGCUGGCCGUCUUCCCUCCCUUCUGUCUGACCACGCGGAAAGUAUUGUUGAGGAACAGACACGGAUCUUUUAUAAUCGGCUCGUAAAACACGAACAUGGCUGAGGCAGAUGAGACCCAGAAGAAGAAGAGGACUUUCCGGAAGUUUACCUUCCGAGGAGUUGAUCUGGAUCAACUUCUGGACAUGCCUAACGAACAAUUGAUGGAUUUAAUGCACGCAAGAGCACGUAGGCGCUUCUCUCAUGGAUUGAAGAGAAAACCAAUGGCUCUUGUUAAGAAAUUACGCAAAGCCAAAAAGGAAACACCACCAAACGAAAAGCCAGAGAUUGUGAAGACUCAUUUGCGUAAUAUGAUCAUUGUUCCAGAAAUGGUCGGUUCCAUUGUUGGUGUAUACAAUGGAAAAACUUUCAAUCAAGUGGAAAUUAAACCUGAGAUGAUUGGACAUUAUCUUGGGGAAUUUUCUGUGACGUAUAAACCUGUUAAACAUGGUAGACCUGGUAUUGGUGCUACCCAUUCUUCAAGGUUUAUACCUCUUAAGUAAAAUGUAUUUUAUAUCAAUAAACGUAUAAAAAAAUA